CAAUCUUUCUCCAACCGCCACCAAACCUUCAACCGCCACCAAACCUUCAACCGCCACCAAACCUUCAACGCGCGCCACCUCUUGAGCCAACAUGCAUGAAAGAUGCCAUUGAAGGCAGCGUCGGUCUCAAACCAAGUUGUUAGGAAACGCAAAAGAAAGGCGCAGGAUGAACAUGCAGAACAUGCUUCUGAAUUGCAAACACCAGCACCUGAGGGCGUUGGCUCUGACGACUUGAACGGCACCGCGAACAAAAGCACGACGACUACGACUGUUCCCACAAAGACUCACGAUGGAGGCAAGAAGUCGCGAAGAACGACAAAUGCGAAGAAACCUGCUCUAGUUCGCCGCGCCUCAUCGACAUUAGUCGAAACAUCGAUACCAUGGCCGGAACACUUCACAAAGCUACGACAGGUGCAUCGCGCACUCAACCUCGUAUACACCUUCUGCUGCACGCGCAAGCAGCUCGCCACGACCCUACAUAAUCUGAAAACGGCCGUUGAAGGACACAUCAAGCGCGAGUUGCUCAUCGAAGAUGUGGCCCAGAUUACGGCCUUGAUUCCACGAGCGAUCAACUUCGCAUAUGUUGACGAGGCUAUGCUGCAGAUCAACCUCAUGGGCCAAGAGGAUAACAUGAAGGGGAGAAGAGCGCAAGACAUUCUCAUUAUGCAGCCUGAACCGGACAAGGGCGAGCACAGGGAGGUGUUGCUGUUCGAGUUUAUCGAUGGAGACUUGAAGCGUCAGGUGCAGCACGCGAAGACUGGCGAGCCAACAAAAGCGACUCAAAGGCUGCGCCACGAGGAACUGAAGAUGCCUGUCUUCAGCCAGAAGCAGAUGAUGAACCUCAUCGAGAAGCGCAACGUCAAAUUUACCUCGGCUGUCAACGCCUUCCUGAAUCAAUGUGCGGAAGAGAGUCGCGACGCGGUUGAGAAGAUCAAAGAGAUGUCCUUGGCAUUCAUACCCCAGCCCACAGAAAGCCGAGACUCAACACCAGGCCCCCAAUCAUCAAGACUACCAGCUUCUAUACCGACCGAGAGGAAGAGCAUUCCGGAUAUAGUGGACGAGAUAAAGACACUCGACUGGUACUCUGGACAGAUUGUGCCAGAUGGUCAUCGAGUGUUCGAUCCACAGCCUCCCAUAUAUGGCGACCUCAACUUCGCAAUGUCUCAGAACCUUGUCAACGCGUUGUACAACAGGAGUAACAUCACGCAGUUGUACGCACACCAGGCUGAGGCAAUCAACAAUCUCUACGUAGGGAACAACGUGAUUGUAUCAACUUCAACCAGCUCAGGUAAAUCGCUGAUCUAUCAGAUCCCCGUUCUGCAUCAGCUCGAACAGGAACCGGAGACACGAGCGAUGUACAUCUUCCCCACAAAGGCAUUGGCACAAGAUCAAAGAAAGAGCAUGAAAGAGCUGCUACGAUUUAUGGACGGCAUGCAAGACAUCAUUGUGGAGACCUUCGACGGAGAUACAGCCAUGUCAGACCGUGACUACAUUCGAGAUGAAGGCCGAAUCAUCUUCACGAAUCCGGAUAUGCUACACUUGACGGUCUUACCACAAGAGGAGGCAUGGCGAACAUUCCUACAGAACCUCCGUUUCGUGGUUGUAGAUGAGUUGCAUGUCUACAACGGCCUCUUCGGAGCUCAUGUUGCAAUGAUCAUGCGACGACUGCGCAGAAUAUGCGCAGCGCUGGGUAAUCGACAUAUCAAGUUCAUCUCUUGCUCGGCUACAGUCGCGAAUCCAGAAGCUCACAUGAAGACCAUCUUUGGUGUUGAGAAAGUCAAACUGACUGACUUCGAUGGCUCACCUUCUGGUCGAAAGGAGUUUCUAUGCUGGAACACACCAUUCAAAGACCCAGGAGAUCCUACAUCAGGUCGAGGCGAUUGCAAUGCGGAGACUGCAAAGCUAUUCUGCCAACUAAUUUUGAGGGGCGUCAGGGUCAUUGCCUUUUGUCGAGUUCGAAAGCAGUGCGAGGCUCUGCAGGUUGCGAUCAAGACAGAGCUGACCAAUCUCGACCGGACAGAGGUUGUUGGACGAGUGAUGUCUUAUAGAGGUGGAUAUACAUCACAAGACAGGCGACAGAUUGAGCGAGAGAUGUUCGACGGCAAGCUGCUGGGCGUCGUAGCAACCACCGCUCUGGAGCUUGGUGUCGAUAUUGGAUCGUUAGACUGUGUACUUACAGUUGGGUUUCCCUAUACCAUCGCGAACCUUCGUCAACAAAGCGGACGUGCAGGGAGGCGAAACAAGGACUCCCUGUCAGUGCUAGUGGGUGACUGCUUUCCAACAGACCAGUACUAUAUGCAGAAUCCGGAUGAGAUCUUUACGAAACCGAACUGCGAACUCCAGGUUGAUUUGGAGAAUAUGCUAGUUCUUGAAGGCCACGUCCAGUGUGCCGCAUAUGAGAUGCCCAUCACUAUUGAGGCGGAUACAGCGUACUUUGGCCCAUUGCUGCCCAAGAUUGCGAAAGAGCGCAUGCGGAGAGAUGCCAACGACUUCUAUCAUUGCAAUGAACGCUUCUUGCCCCAACCAUCUCGCUCGGUGGCUAUUCGAGAUACUGAAGACACCCACUUCGCUAUCAUCGAUGUCACUCAGGGAAAAAACACGGUCUUAGAGGAGCUGGAAGCUUCACGUGCGUUCUUCACGAUUUAUGAUGGUGGCAUCUUCUUGCACCAGGGUAAUACAUAUCUGGUCAAGGAGUUCAGUCAGGAGCGAAUGAUUGCCAAGGUGGAGUAUGUGAAGGUCGACUGGACCACGCAACAGCGUGACUACACCGACAUUGAUCCCGUGGAGACAGAGGCUAUUCGCAGAAUCCCCGGUUCACGAUCCAAAGCCUUCUUCGGUCCCAUCAAAAUCCAGCAAGUCGUCUACGGCUUCUUCAAGAUCGACAAGAAGCGUCGCAUCCUCGAUGCUGUGCAAGUUGACAACCCACCAAUCAUCCUUUUCUCGAAAGGCAUGUGGCUCGACGUACCGAAAUCCGCCAUGGACGUUCUCAAAUCUCGCAGACUCAACAUCGCCGCCGGCAUCCACGCAGCCGAACACUCUGUCCUAUCCCUAAUGCCCAACUACGUUAUCAGCAUGCCCGGCGACGUACGCACAGAAUGCAAAUUCGCCAUGAAAGAGUUCGCUAAGAAAGAAACACAACGCAAACGUCCCGCGCGACUGACCUUCUACGACGCAAAAGGAGGUGCAAGCGGAAGCGGCAUAUCCACCAAAGCCUUUGAGCACGUCGACUCGCUACUCGCGCAGGCGUGCCAACGCCUUCAGACGUGCCAUUGUCUGGAGGGAUGUCUUGAGUGCUGCAAUGACGAUCGAUGUAAACACGCCAACCAGGUCAUGAGUAAGGCUGGCGCUAUGGUCAUUGUUAUGUGCUUGUUGGGCCGAGAGAAAGAAAUUGAUCUUGAUGCACUGCCCUGGGGUGAGGAAGAUACUGUGCAGGCAGGUAUCGAGACUGUUGUCGAGGCGGAGACGAUCAGGAUGGCCAGAGGGAAGGUGGUUGAUGGUGUGCUUAUCAAGGAAGAGGAAGAUGAUGAGGAUCAUUUUGCUAGGAGUAUCCAUAUGUUUGGGGGUGAGAGGACGUUCAUUGGUGUGCAUAAACAGCAGCCGGUCUUGGGGAAAGCGGGAAAGUCGUAUGGCUCGUGGGUUUGAUUCAUAUGUGUACAGUGUUACAAGGCUUCUACAAGAUGCAUGUUUUCUCUAUUGACUCGUAUACUUAUUGCUCAAGGCAUGUUCGGGUUUGGCACCCCCUUGCCUAGCUUGAAGUGACCGGGCAUCAGGUUUAUAAACACAAACGUAGGAUCGUACGUCGCUGACACUGCCUUCAGCUUCUUGACAUUGGCCGCUCCGUAGCUGUUGAUCGGAUCUUCGAACUGCGAAGCAUAGUUCAUGUAGAUGUAAUCGUU
This is a messenger RNA of Macroventuria anomochaeta, 3896 nucleotides long. RefSeq names its product P-loop containing nucleoside triphosphate hydrolase protein. Gene Ontology annotation, molecular function: ATP binding; nucleic acid binding. The record is from RefSeq and is a predicted model, not a curated record. The transcript has a single exon. The coding region runs from base 103 to 3642 and encodes 1179 amino acids. NCBI's taxonomy places the organism in Eukaryota, Fungi, Ascomycota, Dothideomycetes, Pleosporales, Didymellaceae.